UCAGAGAGAACGACGUGUUAAAUAUACUUUGGAAGAAAGAAGAUUUUGUUCUCUUGUUUUCCUCACCCAACCGAAAUUUCCAACAGGUUACGGGCCUAGCACGCUUCCGCUGCGCUAACUAAUUACCUUUUUCUUUGCGAGCGAUAUAAGUAGGCAAAGAAAGGGGAAAGAAGAGCGAGGCUUAAGAAAAUUCUAGAAGGCCACGAGGCCGCUGAAACCGAGGAAAACUGCGAUUUAGAAAUAGAAAUUGUCUCAACGGAUGGAGAAAAACGAUAUUUUCGUAAUGGCGGAAGAUAAUAUGGCAGAUAGCGAGCAAAACCGAGAGGACGGCGACGGUUCACAAAAACCAAAAGGUCAAGUGACUACUGCGGCUAUUAUGGAAAACUUCGAAGCUCAAGCCUCAGAUGAGAUUCACGAACACGGUCAGAACUCAGGAAAAGAGGAUUCCAGUAAACUAACACAAAAAUAUAUAGCCCUACAGGACAUGCUGAAUCGAACAAUCCAGAUGCAACAAGAAGCUAAAACUGAGUUUGGAAAAUUAUUGAAAGCUAAACAGGUGGAAACGACUAGUGAGAAAGCAGUUAAAAGAAUCGACCAAUCAAAGCCGCGAAUAACGUCAAUUGUCAAUAUGCCAGCGGUAAACUCUUCAACACCCGAAUUUCGAAAUUCAGUAGUUUCAGAAGAUAUGAUUAGAAACAUUUUCCGUAAAGAACUAAACAAACUAAACUUAGACACAAACAUUCCGAAAAAUUGUGCUCAGGAAAAGGAACAAACCACGCAGGCUAACAAUUCGAAUAUGGCUGAUCAAAUAAAAGAAGCUAUUUGAAUCGAGGUUGUCAAUAAAAACAAUAGCACGAAAAGAGAUUACAAGCUAGGUCCCCAAGUGAAGUUUGAACACUUUUAUGAAUUUUUCAAGUCAGAAUUGCGUA
Temnothorax curvispinosus is the source of this 929-nucleotide messenger RNA. RefSeq lists its product as uncharacterized. Lineage: Eukaryota; Metazoa; Arthropoda; Insecta; Hymenoptera; Formicidae. The transcript is spliced from 3 exons. The record is from RefSeq and is a predicted model, not a curated record. The coding region runs from base 260 to 826 and encodes 188 amino acids.